AUCGAGGUGUAGGCGUCGUUUGCAUUUGGCGAGCGGCAAAUUGUGUUUCCUUUUGUGUUUUGUUUAAUUCACUCGUAAUAUGGAGAAGGGAGCGUUACCCCUUCUCCACGAUAAAUUAAUAUCGAUCCGCGUGAAGAAGUAUCUCGAGGAGCAUAUUGGCGAGACCUAUCUGGAUAUAAAGCAGAUGACCAAGGAGUUGAUGAACACAUAUCCAGACUAUAAGCGUCGCAAAUUCGGUCCCUUCAAGCAAUUGGUGCAUCAAGCUUUUGCUGUCAUAUCUGACAGCUACAACCUGGACAAGGCGGACAGCUCAGGAGAUUCUUCCAGUCAGGACGAAGCCCAACCCAUCAAUAACAGUGUGAUGAACAACAUGAUGAAUGAUUUGUAUUCACAUUCCAGGAAGCAAGUGGCACCUAAAACUUUAAACGAGCCCAUUGACAUAUCUAGUGGGGAUGAGUCAGACAACAACGAUACUAACCUCUCAAAUGGAGAAACUCUUGCUCCGAAUCUAAAUCCAGCUCCGGCUGUGGCUCCUGCUGUGGCUCCGGUUGUGGCUCCGGUUGUGACUUCGGCUGCAUCGACUGCAUCAUCUAACCAGAUCAACACCUUGAAGCGCCUUAUGAACGAUGUGCCAGAGAUGUCUGGGGCUGCAAAGAAAGUAGCCAAACCUAAUUUUGUCCUGGGCAGUGUUGAUAAUGAGGCAACAGCCCACAAGGCUCCUAAUAAACCAUUCAAGCCGGGCUUUCACGAUUCUACUCCUGUUGCGGCUAGGCAGCCUUAUCAGCAACCAUAUAAUCAUCAUUCGAACCAUCGAGGCCCCGUACGACCUCGUAAGAACAAAAAGGAGCUGGAGGUGCAGCACAUCACUGAGAGCUUCCGCGAAAUUGGCGGCAUGGAAGAUACACUUAAGGGGCUUUGCGAGAUGUUCAUCCACAUUAAGUCGCCAGAUUUCUAUUUUCAAUUGGGACUGAUGCCCUCAAGGGGUAUCCUUCUGCACGGACCACCGGGCUGCGGCAAGACCUAUCUGGCACGAGCUAUAAGUGGACAAUUGAAGAUGCCGCUCCUCGAAGUGCCGGCCACGGAGCUAGUUGGUGGCAUCUCUGGAGAGUCUGAGGAGCGCAUACGUGACGUCUUUGAUCAAGCCCUGGCCCUUUCUCCCUGUGUUUUGUUCCUUGAUGAAAUUGAUGCCAUUGCCGGCGAUCGCAUGCACGCUGCCAAGGACAUGAACCGCCGCAUUGUAUCGCAGCUGAUAAGCAGCUUGGAUAGCCUGAGGAUGAACGAGCUUGGCCACUCAGUGAUAGUCAUUGCAGCCACCACACGUCCUGAUGUCCUCGAUCCCGGACUACGUCGUAUCGGUCGCUUCGAUCACGAAUUCGCCCUACGCAUACCAACGCGCAAGGAGCGUCGAGAGAUCCUUCGCCUUCAGUGCGAAUCCUUGAACGUCGAUCCAAAGCUAAACUAUGACAAGAUAGCUGAGUUGACUCCAGGUUAUGUUGGGGCUGAUCUGCUGGCCCUCGUUUGCCGUGCCGCUAACGUGGCCGUGAAGCAUAGAUCCCUGAAGAAGUUCCGGGAGCUGCAUAAGGCCAGUGAGAUGAAUAUGACCACUGUUACGCUGGAUGACGAUGAACCUAUUGAGGAGGAAAAGACAGGGGAUUUAAAUUUAAAGGAUGACGUGGAUAAGAAGAAAAUGGAAACCGGAGCUGAUGGUGAUAAGGCAGCAUCGAAGAAUGACGAAGAAAAGAUUAAUUCUGAUGAAAACUCUAAUGAAAAAGGAAAGGUAUCGAUUGAAGAUAAGGAGAAAUUAAAGGCAGAUAAGAAAGGAGCUAAGAAGGGAAAGGAAGCAUCUAAUGAAGAUAAAGAGGUGGUCGACACAGAAGCUAAAGCUGACGACGAAACUCUUACCUCCAAGGAGGCAGCGCCGACUAAUGGCAAGAUUAAGAAUUCAAUAGACAACAUGGAGGUGGACGAGGAUGCUAAUGAUGAGGACAAGGACGAGAAUGUGGAUGAGGACGAGGACAACGACGUCGACGACGACGACGAGGAGGACAUGGCUUCCGAUGAGCCAAAGGAGCAGCAAGUUGACCCCUCCGAAAACGAAUAUUAUGAGCCUACAUUGGCUGAGCUAACCAACUUUCUGGACAACCCCCCUGACGAUUUCACCGAUCCACACUUCCGUCUUACCCUGGCUGAUUUUGUUGAGGCCAUCAAGACGAUGCAGCCAUCGGCCAAGCGCGAGGGCUUCGUUACGGUGCCAGACACUACUUGGGAUGACAUUGGGGCAUUACAAGAUAUUCGCGAAGAGCUUAAGCUGGCUGUGCUGGCUCCAGUCAAGUAUCCAGAAAUGUUGGAACGCCUCGGACUGACGGCUCCUUCUGGAGUCUUGCUCUGCGGUCCACCGGGAUGCGGCAAAACUCUGUUGGCCAAGGCCAUUGCGAAUGAGGCUGGCAUUAACUUCAUUUCUGUGAAGGGUCCAGAGCUGAUGAACAUGUAUGUUGGCGAGAGUGAGCGUGCUGUGCGCGCCUGUUUCCAACGUGCUAGGAACUCGUCCCCCUGCGUCAUAUUUUUUGACGAGUUCGAUUCGCUCUGCCCUAAGCGUUCCGAUGGCGGGGACGGAAACAACUCAGGGACUCGCAUUGUCAACCAACUGUUGACCGAAAUGGACGGUGUGGAAGACCGCAAGGGUGUUUACAUAUUGGCGGCAACCAAUAGACCAGAUAUAAUCGAUCCAGCCAUUCUGCGUCCAGGUCGUCUGGACACUAUUCUCUACGUGGGAUUGCCUGAGGAAGGCGAGCGUUCCGAAAUUCUAAAGGCCACCACAAAGAACGGAAAGCGUCCUCUGCUGGCUGAGGAUGUGAAUCUCGAUAAGAUUGCUGAACAAACUGACGGCUACACUGGAGCCGAUUUGGCUGGACUGGUUAAGCAGGCGUCUAUGUUCGCCCUUCGCCAAUCUCUCAAUAACGGCAACACAAAUUUGGACGACCUAUGUGUGCGAGACCAGCAUUUCAAGAUGGCUCUACUUCACCUCCGCCCCUCAGUUAAUGAACAGGAUCGCAAAAUCUACAACAAACUGCGCCAGAAAUACGCUGCACCCCGUGUGCCAACCUUCAAUGAUAAGUAACUCUCAACAAUAAUGGAUUUGUUGUAUUAGUCUUUAAGUACUCCCGCUAUGAAACAGAUGCAUUCUGAAUUUGCGAGAAUUAACAUAUAAUUUUCAACAUUAUCGUUACAAUGAAACCAAAUCUGAACAAUUUUCAUUGAUAUAACUUGCCAUAUGCGGUGUGUGAACUUGUACAUUUAUUUUCUUUCUCUUAGAAAGCAAAAGGAAAGCACAAAUAAAACGAUGAACCUUAUUAAACCUUA
This is a messenger RNA of Drosophila serrata, 3360 nucleotides long. It is a transcript of the gene smid, whose product is annotated as nuclear valosin-containing protein-like smid. Gene Ontology annotation, biological process: ribosome biogenesis. Gene Ontology annotation, molecular function: ATP binding; preribosome binding; RNA binding. The record is from RefSeq and is a predicted model, not a curated record. Gene Ontology annotation, cellular component: nucleus. Lineage: Eukaryota; Metazoa; Arthropoda; Insecta; Diptera; Drosophilidae.